Amoebophrya sp. A25 is the source of this 1319-nucleotide messenger RNA. Lineage: Eukaryota; Dinophyceae; Syndiniales; Amoebophryaceae. The record is from the annotation of a GenBank genome assembly.
UGAUGCCACACGUCUAUUCUGUCACUGACCCCUCCACGUCUCCGGAAGUUCCGUGGUUCGAUACGACACUGGCAGGACGACAUCUGAACGCCUUUUACGGAACAGCUGAGUCGCUGCGCGCUUCCGCAGCCUCCGAUCCUACAGGCUUGGGAGCAAACCUCCCUAGUCUUGUUUCUUACCGUCGUAGCACCAGAGACACACCCAUUUGCGUUCUGCAUUGCGAGGAAGGCAGUUCCCACCCACACUGCUCUGCGGAGAAAAUCUGGGGAUAUCGUGUCCAAAAGUGUUCCCAUUGCCUACGGGAUUCGUGUCCCUCGCAACAAGCCUACUUCGCUGAAGAUGACUACAGGAUACGCACGUCGACGACGCAUGCAGCGGCGUCACUUGGUGCCGCGGGCCGCAUCUCGAACUUGCAGGAACUUCGAAAUUUCUAUAGCUAUAGCGACGACACGGAUUUCAACGAUUGCUACGAAGGAUGCGAAACGCACAGCUUUUUUUGCGUGAACAAACAGGACAACUACGACUGCAUGAAACAGUGCAUCUCCCAGUGUCUUUGCGAAGAUCACUGUGAAGCGCUCGUCGAAGACGCUGCGAAUUGCGUGGAACAAGAUUUAUGGCGGAUUUGAUCAGUAAAAGCAACAGUCAGUCUUUUUGCGUUUUCCAUGCACUUGCAUAUCCACGUACUUCAGAUCAUUUUCAUCUUCUUGCUUGAUAUUUUCAAUCUUUCCACUUCUGACUUUCUAUUUCUUCAUAUUACGGCAAAUGGCUGAAUUUCGCGGAGCAUUUCGACUCUUUUUUUCCGGCUAUGGUGACCUUAAUGGAGCUUGCAAACAUGCAAGCUUUCGGCGACAUCAUGUAUAGAGGGAUCGACGCUCGUGGUGCCUAUUUGGAGCCUCGUCGCGACGAGUCAAAAGCAUCCAGCGUGUACUUCGUGCUCUUCAUGUUCCUCGGUGGGUUCUUCCUUUAUGACUGAAGGACAUUAAUACCAUUUACCAGGUCCAAGUAAGUAAUUGGUAUGCAACUAUGUUGAUGUUCUGCUUGAAUCGAUUAGGCAUCCGAAUGAAGAUAGACAACGUCCCUUCUUGAAGAAUUGACAAAUUCGACUUCAUCAAGGGGGUCUAAGAAUUGAUAAAGACAAUUCCCACGAGUAGACCGUUGAUUUUCCACUUGCUACCCUCUUCUAAUCUCUGUUGAACCUUUGCAUAGGCAUGAUUAUUGACAACUUCAACCGUGUGAAAACCGAAAGCGGCGCAGGUUCCCUUUUUAUGACACAAAGUCAACGAACAUGGGUGAAAUGCCAGGACAUGCUGACAAGCCAU